AUGUUCGGCAUCUGUCUGCCUAGUUCCUUCGGCAUUUAUUUAUCUAAUUAUCUCUUCAGCAUCUAUCUAUGUAGUUUUUUCUUCGGCACUUAUCUCUCUGGCUUUUUUUCCUUGGCAUCUGUCAGUGUAGUUCCUUUUACAACGUCUACUCUGUCUCGUUCUAUUUUUGGUAUCUAUCUGUGUAGGUCUGUAGAAUUACACCACCACCAUUACAUAAACACAGUACAUCGUGAAAAAAUCUAUCUAUCUAUCUAUCUAUCGCAGACUAUUCAAUAUCUAUGUCCUUUCUUUCCUUUCUAUAUAAUAUCUAUCUAUUCAAUAUGUGUCUAUCUAUCUCGGACUAUUCAAUCUGUCUAUCUAUCUAUCUAUCUAGCUAUCUAUGUCCUUUCUUUUGUGGAUCUUUAUCUAUAUAAUAUUUAUCUAUUCAAUAUCUAUCUUUGUCUAUUCAUUAUCUAUCUAUCUAUCUAUCUAUCUAUCUAUCUAUCUAUUUCCUUUCCUUUGUGGUUCUUUAGUUUCGUCAUUGUAUUCAUCUCUCUUUCUCUCACUUGCCGAUCUUCGAGUGGCCACCUUGUAAAGGUUCUUUUUCAAAGGGAGCGUCUAUUAACGUCACCUAUCAUAUCUAUCUAUCUAUCUAUCUAUCUAUCUAUCUAUCUAUCUAUCUCAGUCUUUUUCUUUCUUUCAAUCUUUCUUUCUCUCUUUCUUUCAUUCUUUCACUCUAUCUAUCUAUCUAUCUAUCUAUCUAUCUAUCUAUCUAUCUAUCUAUCUAUCUAUCAUAGUCUGUUAAUAUCUAUCUAUCUAUCUAUCUAUCUAUCUAUCUAUCUAUCUAUCUCAGUCUCUUUCUUUCAUUCUUUCUCUCUUUCUUUCAUUCUUUCUCUCUCUCUCUCUAUCUAUCUAUCUCAGUUUCCUUCUUUCUUUCUUUCUUUCUUUCUUUAUCUUUCUAUCUAUCUAUCUAUCUAUCUAUCAUACUCUGUUAAUAUCUAUCUAUCUAUCUAUCUAUCUAUCUAUCUAUUUAUCUAUCUCAGUCUCUUCUCUUAUCUAUCUAUCUAUCUAUCUAUCUAUCUAUCUAUCUAUCUAUCUAUCUAUCUAUCUCAGUCUCUUUCUUUCUCUCUUUCUUUCAUUCUUUCUUUCUUUCUUUAUCUAUCUAUCUAUCUAUCUAUCUAUCUCAGUCUCUUCUCUUAUCUAUCUAUCUAUCUAUCUAUCUAUCUAUCUAUCUAUCUAUCUCAGUCUCUUUCUUUCUCUCUUUCAUUCUUCCUUUCUUUCUUUCUUUAUCUAUCUAUCUAUCUAUCUAUCUAUCUAUCUAUCUAUCUAUCUAAUAAUUCAGGCCGCGUAUCUAUCUAUCUAUCUAUCUAUCUAUCUAUCUAUCUAUCUAUCUAUCUAUCUAUCCAAAAGUGUUUUAUUGAAUAA
Messenger RNA from Acanthosepion pharaonis, 1404 nucleotides. The record is from the annotation of a GenBank genome assembly. NCBI's taxonomy places the organism in Eukaryota, Metazoa, Mollusca, Cephalopoda, Sepiida, Sepiidae.